CGGACGGAAGCCGCGGGGCGCCGCGGGCGUGAUGGAGGCGGCGGCGGAGCCUGGACACCUGGCUGGCAUCCGGCACAUCAUCCUCGUCCUCUCAGGAAAGGGGGGCGUCGGGAAAAGCACCAUCUCCACGGAGCUGGCCCUGGCCCUGCGUCACGCGGGCAAGAAGGUGGGGAUCCUCGACGUGGACCUGUGUGGCCCCAGCAUCCCCCGCAUGUUCCGGGCACAGGGCAGGGCCGUGCACCAGUGUGACAGCGGCUGGGUGCCUGUCUUUGUGGACCAGGAACAGAGCAUCUCCCUCAUGUCUGUGGGCUUCCUGCUGGAAAAACCGGACGAAGCCGUGGUGUGGAGAGGCCCCAAGAAGAACGCGCUGAUAAAGCAGUUUGUGUCUGACGUGGCCUGGGGGCAGCUGGACUACCUGGUUGUGGACACACCCCCGGGGACCUCUGAUGAGCACAUGGCCACUCUGGAAGCCCUGCGCCCUUACAGCCCCCUGGGGGCCCUCGUGGUCACCACACCCCAGGCGGUAUCCGUGGGGGACGUGAGGCGGGAGCUGACCUUCUGUAGGAAGACAGGGCUGCGGGUGAUCGGGGUCGUGGAGAACAUGAGCGGUUUUGUCUGCCCGCACUGUGCGGAGUGCACCAGCAUCUUCUCCAGGGGAGGUGGCGAGGAGCUGGCCAGACAUGCCGGAGUCCCCUUCCUAGGUUCUGUGCCCUUGGACCCUCAGCUCACAAGGAGCCUGGAGGAGGGCCAAGACUUCAUCCAGGAGUUCCCCAAGAGCCCUGCAUUUCCUGCACUCUUCUCCAUAGCCCAGAAGAUUCUGAAUGAGACGCCUGCUCAACUCUCCUGACCGAGGCAGCUUCCAGCGUCUCCUCCUGGCGCCAUUGUGGGCUUGCGCUCACAGACUUAAGCAGGGGUCCUGGGUGAGGGUCCUGGAACCUGCAGAGACUGGCCUUCGCGGCUGUCACUGUGCCUGCGUCUCCCUGCUCUUGGAGACAUUUCUGGUGUUCCAGCAGCAUGUUGGCAUCAGAGCCGCUGACCGUGAGUGGUUCUGCUGGGUCGGCCUGUGGCGGAGCCCAGGGGAAAACGUGGGGUCCGGGUGUCAUGGCCUGAGCUCUCUGGUGACAUCACGUUCACCCCACGUCUCAGUAUUCACACGCCUCAGACAGACGGACAAGCUGCCCCUCUCAGCUGAGUCUCCAUGUUGUUCACAAAGCUUGUGUGUCUGCAGGGUUGCUGGGGCCUCCACUGUCCUCAGGUGCCCUGGGUUCUUGGCAGCCGGUGGGUCUGUGAGAGAUCGUGGUGACAGAGGGGAACACCCUGUAAGGUGUUAAAACUCGUAAUUUCAGAGGAACUCACGAUUAAACAUAUCCUACCGCCAUG
Messenger RNA from Ceratotherium simum simum (southern white rhinoceros), 1380 nucleotides. RefSeq names its product NUBP iron-sulfur cluster assembly factor 2, cytosolic (gene NUBP2). The record is from RefSeq and is a predicted model, not a curated record. NCBI's taxonomy places the organism in Eukaryota, Metazoa, Chordata, Mammalia, Perissodactyla, Rhinocerotidae. Gene Ontology annotation, molecular function: 4 iron, 4 sulfur cluster binding; ATP binding; ATP-dependent FeS chaperone activity. Gene Ontology annotation, cellular component: cytosol. Gene Ontology annotation, biological process: iron-sulfur cluster assembly.